AUGGGUGGUGGUCAGUUGAUCAUAAAGAUGAGACUGAGACCUCCACUUGAGCCUCUCAAGAAUGUUAAAGUUAAGUACGAACUUUUAGGCGCUAUCAGCUGCACGUUUGGGGACCCACCGCCAAUCACGGGGCGACUUGACAUCGUCCGUCCAGUUACCGCCGGCACAGUUGCAUCCGCUCAAGAGGCGGGUCCUCCUUCAAGCACCGCCCGUUACUUGGCACAAUCUGAUCAACAUGGUGUGUGCGUUCUACGACCUCCAGAUUGGCCCAGAAAUCCUUCCGCCCUUCAAACGAAAAGUAUUUGCAUACUACUAGUCCUCCGUUACUGCAUCAGCCAAGUCCAAGGGUCGGCGAUCGGGAUACCCGCUUCGAGGGAUUCGGAAAGAUUGCUCCACUCUUCGCCAGAGCCGAAGAAUGGCACUCCUUGGUUGACCGUUGCAGUGAUACUUAACUUUUGGAUAUCCAUUGGUACUGAGAGGGGAAACGCGAUAAGAACUACUCCUACUAUGAGAAAUGCCAAAAUUUUGAGAGAUCGCUUAUCAAUUCAUCAUGGCCUUGUCCAACUGAGUAAUCCAGAGUACCCCGCUAGAUAG
Molecule: messenger RNA, 594 nt
Organism: Aspergillus niger
Lineage: Eukaryota; Fungi; Ascomycota; Eurotiomycetes; Eurotiales; Aspergillaceae
Exons: 7
Coding region: 1-594 (197 amino acids)
Source: RefSeq, a predicted model, not a curated record